Striga hermonthica is the source of this 2202-nucleotide messenger RNA. The record is from the annotation of a GenBank genome assembly. NCBI's taxonomy places the organism in Eukaryota, Viridiplantae, Streptophyta, Magnoliopsida, Lamiales, Orobanchaceae.
AUGGUGCAAGAGUGGCAGGGAGCCUACAUGGACUACAAUCACCUCAAGAAACUACUCAAACACAUCAUUGUUAAGUCCCCACAACUCGAUCCGGGGCCUCAUCGGGCCAGCGCUAUCAUCAAGAAACGAACCCUUCACAGAGGAUCAUCGACCGGUCGACCCGACAAUGUUACUAACGAAAUAACGGAAAGCCCGAUUCAGCUGCAACCGGGCUCCGAAAACUGUUUUCAGACAAUGUUUGUGAGGGAAGGCCAAGAACUAGAGAUUUUGUUCUUUAAAACAGUUGAUGUGGAGUUUAAUAAGGUGGCCAAGUUCUAUGAGGCAAAAGUCAAAGAAGUCAAACUGAGGGCCCACAAACUGAGCGUGCAGAUGGAUGCUCUUAUUGCUUUGAGGCUCAAAGUGGAUAAUAAGCCUUCAUGGGUCACUGGACAAAAUCAAGGUGGAUUACAUAAUGAUAUGAUCCAUGAAGUCGAUCAGCCGAACAAUGAAGUUCAUUCAGAAGAUGAGACUAUUUUAAGUGAGAAAGACAAUAUUAGUGACAUUAGAGACUCUGAAAUAUUGGAGCAUGUGAAGAUCAACGUUGAUCCCGGCACACCCGUUUCGACUUUGAGAAAUCUCAUCAAGAGUACCAAAUCAAAGCCAUCAUUGAGCAAAUAUGAGCUCCAAAAAGCAGAGAAGACAUUGCAACGAGCCUUCGUCGAAUUUUACCAGCAGCUUCGGCUUCUGAAAAGCUACCAUUUCUUGAAUAUGCUUGCUUUCUCCAAGAUUAUGAAGAAGUAUGACAAGAUCACUUCAAGGAACACUUCGACGUCAUUUAUCGAGAUAGUUGGAAAGUCGUAUCUUGGAAGCUGUAAUGAGGUGAACAUGCUUGUUGAAAGACUAGAGAAGGCAUUCAUUAAGCACUUCACAGACGGUGAUCGUAGAAAAGGGAUGAAUUACUUGAGACCCACAACGAAAAAGGAGAAGCACAGUGUAUCAUUUUUCCUAGGUCUAUUCACCGGUUGUUGUGCAGCACUGAUUGGGGGUAUUAACGUGUCGAUACACGCCCGUGACCUUCUCGAUCAUGAGGGACAAGAGCAAUACAUGUCAAAUAUAUUCCCACUCUACAGCUUGUUUGUGUACAUUGUCCUACACAUGCUCAUGUAUGGAGCAAACACAUAUUUAUGGAGACGGUACCACGUGAACUAUCCCUUUAUAUUCGGGUUCAAACCAGGAACAGAGUUAGGAUUUAGAGAAGUAUUUCUAUUAGCUUCGGGACUUUCGGCACUUGGGCUGGCCGGUGUGCUUGCCAACCUUGACAUGGAGAUGGACCCCGAGACAGAGAAGUUUCAGAUGCUAACAGAGUUGGUUCCAUUAGGCCUUGUUACUGUGGUGCUUCUCAUAACCUUUUUCCCUCUGAACAUCAUUUAUCGCUCGAGCCGUUUCUUUUUCAUUCGAUGUGCAUGGCGCUGUAUAUGGGCGCCUCUUUACACGGUACGAAAAAUUAUACAAAAAUAUUACAAUGUCUUAAAUUGGCAGAUUCAAGCUAUAAGAAGUUUGCAAUUUUACGUAUGCUACUACGGGUGGGGCGACUUUCGAAGAAGAUCGAACAAGUGCCUUGAGAGCGACGUUUACAAGAUUUUUUACAUAGCUGUUGCCAUCAUUCCGUUUUCAUCCCGCCUUCUUCAGGCAAGUCUUGCAUAUAUAUUUUGUCUUCGUGUCCUGUUUGAGGAUAAAAACCCGAAACAAUUCUUCAACGGCCUGAAAUAUUUCUCGACGGUUGUUGCACUCGUGAUGAGGACAAUGUAUAGCCUGAGGAGACAAACAUAUUGGAGAGUAUUGGCUGCAUCAACCUCAGGAGUCACAACCGUAUACAACACUUAUUGGGAUAUCGUGAUAGAUUGGGGGCUUUUGCGAAGAAAUGCAAAAAACAGAUGGCUCAGAGACAACCUCCUCAUAUCGUGCAAGCCCGUCUAUUUUGUCGCCAUUGUGGUGAAUGUGUUGUUGAGGCUUGUGUGGAUGCAGUUGAUUCUUGAUUUCAAUGAAGCUCCGUUUCUGCAUAGGAACACAAUGAUUUUAAUUGUAUCAUGCCUAGAGAUACUUCGAAGGGGCAUUUGGAAUUUCUUCAGAUUGGAGAACGAGCACUUCAAUAACAUUGAGAAAUUUCGGGCAUUCAAAUCUGUCACGCUGCCUUUUUACUACCAAGAUGGGAAGAUGAUGUGA